GUAUUGGCAUUUCUACCACGGAGCUGAGGAAAUAGUCGAGAGAGAAAAGAAGAUGUCUCCCUCCCUGUCAUCAGUCACUGCGUUAACACAGUUCAACUGAAGCUAAAAGAAGGGGAUCUUUUUAUAUACAGGCUACAAAGUAAAAAAAUAAAAUAAACUACGCAAAACCCUCUGAAACUGCACUUUGUAAAGCAGAGGAAAUGGCUUUCCUAGACAAUCCAGCCAUUAUUCUGGCUCACAUCAGACAGUCUCAUGUGACCAGUGAUGAUACAGGAAUGUGUGAGAUGGUAUUAAUAGACCAGGAUGUGGACCUGGAGAAGUGCCAGCUUACUCUGGUGCCUGGCAGCUGCAGCAGCGGCGGGUCAUCUGGGUCAAGCUGUGUUAAAGAAGACAGUGGUAGCGUGGUGGACAAUCACACCUAUGACCUCUCUCAGUCCAUGGACAUUACCUCCAGCUGGGACUUUGGCAUCCGUCGGCGCUCCAACACAGGACUCCGACUUGUCAGCCGUGAGAAACCCGGGGCUGCUGCCCAAAGACUGGAAAGACUCAGGAAAGAACGACAAAACCAAAUAAAAUGUAAAAACGUUCAGUGGAAGGAACGGGCAUCCUCCCAGUCUGUGGAGGAUCUGGGGUCUCUGUUUGAAAAGCGAGACUAUAAAGACAGGCCGCGGACAACAGGGGCUAAAUCAACUUUAUCACUACGACUGGAACAAUGUCCACAGCAGCUCAACAACCCCUUUAAUGAAUACUCCAAAUUUGAUGGCAAGGGUCACAUUGGCACAACGGCUACGAAAAAGAUAGAUGUCUACCUCUCAAUGCAGAUGACUCAGGAGAAAGUACAUCCGAUGACAGUGGUCACCAUCGCAAAUGCCCGUGUUCAUGACCUGAUUGGACUCAUUUGUUGGCAGUACACAAGCGAGGGAAGAGAACCCAAACUCAAUGAGAACGUGGAUGCCUACUGCCUCCACAUUGCUGAGGAUGACGGUGAGGUGGACACUGACUUCCCACCGCUGGACUCAAAUGAGCCAAUCCACAAGUUUGGCUUCAGCACUUUGGCAUUGGUGGAAAAGUAUUCGUCACCAGGCCUCACUUCUAGACAGUCACUGUUUGUCAGAAUAAAUGCUGCUCAUGGUUUCUCUCUAAUCCCUGUGGACAGUCUGAAGGUAACAAUGAAGGAAAUCCUUCAGAAAGCACUAAAGAAGAGGAAAGGUUCUCAGAAAGGCUCAGGGCCCAUGUAUCGCCUGGAAAAGCAGAUGGAGCCAAAUGUUGCAGUUGACCUGGACUCGACACUAGAAAACCAGAACACUCUGGAGUUUUGUUUGGUCAGAGAAAACAGCUCCAGAGGAGAAGAGAGCUCAGAGGAAGAUCCGCCCAUCGACAUUACAUCAGUCCAAGACAUGUUGAGCAGCCAUCACUACAAGUCCUUUAAGAUCAGCAUGAUCCACAAACUGCGUUUCACCACAGAUGUCCAGCUUGGUGUUUCAGGAGAGAAACUGGAAAUCGAUCCUGUUACCAAUCAAAAGGCCAGCACUAAGUUCUGGAUUCGACAGAAGCCCAUCUCUAUUGACUCAGACCACCUCUGUGCCUGUGACCUCGUAGAGGAGAGAAGUCCCAGUCAUGCAAUAUUCAAGCUCACCUAUCUCAGCAACCAUGACUAUAAGCCUCUUUACUUUGAGUCUGAUGCUGCUACUGUCAAUGAAAUUGUUCUGAAGGUGAACUACAUCCUGGAGUCCCGGGCCAGCACCUCUCGGGCGGAUUACUUCGCCCAAAAGCAAAAAAAACUGAACCGCCGGACUAGCUUCAGUUUCCAGAAGGAGAAGAAGACGGGCCAGUAGACAGGAUCUGCUGGUAUCCCUCUGCUAAUGGUCUGUCUGUGCACUGGUGCACAGGUGCACAGGUGCACAGGUGAGGCCUUUGAGCCUGGCACACAGAGCAUCAGCCUGGAACCUCCGACUCCUUGAAACGGAGACGAGAGCAGCUGACAGAAAACAAGAGCACGCUUUUCUGUUUGAGCUCAUCUGGGUUGAAGCCUCAGAAACUAUAAAGGAAGAUAUUCCUUGAAUAAAUAAGAACUAAUUA
This is a messenger RNA of Austrofundulus limnaeus, 2079 nucleotides long. It is a transcript of the gene mapkap1, whose product is annotated as MAPK associated protein 1. Gene Ontology annotation, molecular function: phosphatidylinositol-4,5-bisphosphate binding. Gene Ontology annotation, biological process: TORC2 signaling. The record is from RefSeq and is a predicted model, not a curated record. Lineage: Eukaryota; Metazoa; Chordata; Actinopteri; Cyprinodontiformes; Rivulidae. Gene Ontology annotation, cellular component: plasma membrane; TORC2 complex; cytoplasm.